AUGCCCUUCUACAUCCAAACACCCCCUCUUACCCCGGCUCAACAAUUCUCGUCAACGUCUACAGUAACCUCACCAACCAGUCAAAACAAUCAUUUACUCGCUGAAGACGAAGAAGAACCGAUCGAUGUGGUUCAUGAAGAAGAGGAAGAAGAUAUGGAAGAGAUGAAAAUGGAAAUCGAUCUACAAAACCAAUCGGGACUACUGAGAAGAAGUUUCCGACCAUUGCUAACUUCCGAAAUGAGAUCUGGAGGGAUUCACAAGACUAGCAGUGACUCUAAUUUGAGGAAAUAUUCCACUGGAUAUUCGGAACAAACAUCUGCAUUCGGAUUUCUCAGAGGUCCAAGACCUCACCGUCCAGCAUCCAACCUUCCCAGUGGAAUGAGUCAAGAGGUUAAAAUCGAUCCACUUCAAACAGUUCAACAAUUCCUUCAAAUGCAUCAAUCGCUUAUGAAUUCUCCAUCAGUUCCAACGUGUCUUUCAAAACUGCUAAUCGAGUUGUUUGCUUAUUCUGAACACAGUAUUCUUCAAUCAGUCAACUUUUACCGCUCCCUUCUUGCCAUGAAAAUAGCUUUACUCCUCAAACUUGAAAAUAAGAGGCAACAAGCAAACAACACAACAGGAGAAGAAGAAGAACGUCUUCUCCGAGAAAAGGGAGCUCUACGUUCUACGUCUUCGCUUGUGCUUUUUCAUGUUUUGACGUCGAAUGAGGUGUUCUGA
Messenger RNA from Caenorhabditis briggsae, 717 nucleotides. The transcript has 3 exons. Bases 1 to 717 code for a protein of 238 amino acids. Lineage: Eukaryota; Metazoa; Nematoda; Chromadorea; Rhabditida; Rhabditidae. The record is from RefSeq and is a predicted model, not a curated record.